Molecule: messenger RNA, 2119 nt
Organism: Nerophis ophidion (straightnose pipefish)
Lineage: Eukaryota; Metazoa; Chordata; Actinopteri; Syngnathiformes; Syngnathidae
Product: homeobox protein Hox-C4a-like
Exons: 3
Coding region: 130-1050 (306 amino acids)
Biological process (GO): spinal cord motor neuron cell fate specification; neuron projection morphogenesis; regulation of DNA-templated transcription
Cellular component (GO): nucleus
Molecular function (GO): sequence-specific double-stranded DNA binding; DNA-binding transcription factor activity, RNA polymerase II-specific
Source: RefSeq, a predicted model, not a curated record
CCUUGAGUGGCCCCCCUCAGAGAGGACACACACUCAGCAGUCACAUCAACUCAGAACCAAAUAGCCAUCUUUGGGAUUUAAGGAACACUUGUCAUUCCAGUUGAAAUCAGAGAUUUCUGAUUGGACAGAAUGGCCUCUGGUGUGGAGAAGUCCAAAAACUUCCGUAUUGAGGCACUACUGGCUGAAGAUGUGGUGCGGGGACCAGACAGUGACAAUGCCUCCCGUGAGGUGAUCUACACUGGGAGUCCCGUCGGUAGUCCGCUGUCUAGCCGAGGCUCCGAGACAUCGUCACCUCGGCCAGGCAAUGACAACCAAGUCCAGUCUGGAAUGACGUCCAACAUCUCUCUGUAUAACUUGUCGCAGGCGGGAUUCACCACAAUGCACGUUGGGGGAUUCCUGGGAGUGCACUCAAGAUCCGUGUACCCCCCAGGCACCAUUGGAGCCCACCCACCGGCCUUCAUGUACCCUGGCUUCUCGCAUCUGGUACAUCCGUACCCGGGGCAUCUGAAGGGGGGCAGCAUGGUCGCAGGACACGCAUUAGAUCCUUGGAUCAGAGCAGGGAUGAUGUUCCCAACAGUCGGAGAAUUUGGAGCACAAGCCCAAACAGGUUUUUUGGGGAAGUGUCGGAAGCCCAGGACGGCUUUUACCAGUCAGCAGCUUUUGGAACUGGAAAACCAAUUCAAGCUCAACAAAUACCUGUCCAGACCAAAACGCUUUGAAGUGGCCACUUCACUUAUGUUGACAGAGACCCAGGUUAAGAUCUGGUUCCAGAACAGACGAAUGAAGUGGAAGAGAAGUCGUAAAUCGAAGGAGCAAGCAAGCCCAUCAUCUCCACUGACCGACAGUGAAAAACCUGACAGUGUCAAACUUCAGGUUGACUCUCAUAGCUCCAGCUUGGAGGAUGAAUACGAGCUGGAGGGAGAGGAAGAAAAUGAGGACACAAGUGUGAUGCCAUGUUCUCUUCUAAGGCUUGCCGGCGGAGCGGCAGGGAACUACAGUUCCUUUUUACAAAAGGAGCUGGAGGAGGAAAGAAAUGGGGUUGUGCCUUAGUACAUGUUUUAUGGUUUACAUUUCAGAAGACGAUGCACAAUGGAAACUGUAGUGCAUAAACAUAUUAUUUAUUUCUACCAAUUGCUGAGCACCCAAACAGGUACAUGGGAAGUAUUUACUUGUACAUUAUCAGCCAGGGAAACUUGUUUUACAUCAUGACCACUUAGAUCAGGGGUCGGGAACCUUUUUGGCUGAGAGAGCCCUGAAAGCCAAAUAUUUUCAAAUGCAUUUCUGUGAGAGCCAUAUCAUAUUUUUUAACACUGAAUAGAAUAGAAUAGAAUAGAAAUGAAUAGAAUAGACUUUAUUGUCAUUAUAUUUGCAUAUAACGAGAUUAAAGACUCCAACUUAAGGUGAGGUUGUGGGAACAAAUAUGGGGUAAAAUAAAUAACACAAGAGGUAAUAAAGGAAAAACUAACAAUUGAAAUAAACAGACUACUAUCUAUUAAAAAUAACAAGUAAUCCUGUACAAUAUAAAAAACACUAUAGAAAUACAAAAUACUGUAUAAAAUACAGAACAAGACAAGAGUACCAAAGUAAUAAUACAAGUAAAUGCGUGCACUUUUUAAGUAAGACCAACAUUUUUAGAGUAUAAUAAGUCUCAAAUUAUUUUUUAAUAACAUUGAUAUUGCUUGAACAGGUGCGGUAGAAAACGGAUGAGAAUGUUUUAUAUUUUGAACGCUAUUUUUAACAUCGUGAUUACCAGCGGAAUUAUUCAUUACUUAUUGUGUUAAGCAAUGUCAGCUAAGGUUUAUCUGAGAGCCAGUUGCGGUCAUCAAAAGAGCCACAUCUGGCUCUAGAGCCAUAGGUUCCCUACCCCUGACUUAGAUACUGCCUUUCAAUGGUUGAACAACCUCCAAAAUUACUAAUUCAUGACUUUAGACUCCAAAAAUGUUUCCGACAUGAAGGACUUUCAUACGAACAAUAAAUAUAAAUAGAUACUGUGUCUUUAAAUGUAUUUAAGUUGCGUAUAUAAAGCGAGACAUAGCAACAGCACUUCACUUUUGCUUUUUUUGGCUGGUUUUGAAACUAAUUACACAUUCCUCCAAAUUUAUAUAUAUAUAUAUAUAUA